AUGGCCUCCGCAUUGUGGAACUACCUGGGUCUCCGCGAGACCCCCACUGCCCCUACCAAUGAGGCCGUGCGAGCCCUGCCAGCUUCGUGGUACACCUCGCAGGAGAUGUUCGAGCUGGAGCGACGCGCCAUCUUCUCCCGCAAAUGGCUGCUGACCACUCACAAGCUGCGUCUCCCCAACACUGGAGACUGGCUGCAGUACGAGGUGUCCGGCUUCAACUUUGUCCUGGUGCGCGACAAGGAGGGCAACAUCAACGCCUUCCACAACGUCUGCCGCCACCGCGCUUUCCCCUUGGUGACCGAGGAGAAGGGAUCCGCCCGCAUCUUCGCCUGCAAGUACCAUGGCUGGUCCUACGGCCUCAAUGGCAAGCUGGCCAAGGCCCCCGGCUACCAGGACCUCGACGGCUUCGACAAGAGCAAGAACAGCCUCCUCCCCAUCCACGUGCACCUCGACGCCAACGGCUUCAUCUGGGUCAACCUGGAUGCCGGUGAACAGCCCGAGAUCUCGUGGGACGAUGACUUCAAGGGCAUCGAUCUGCAGUCCCGCUUUGCCGAUGUCAAGUGGGAGGACUACACCUUUGACCACACCUGGGAGCAGGAGGGCGACUACAACUGGAAGAUCCUGGCCGACAACUACAACGAAUGCUACCACUGCGCGACUACGCACCCCGACAUCCCCGCCCUGGCCGACUUGGCCACCUAUUCGGUCGACACCAAGGAUGGCGGCAUCAUCCACGACGCCCACUCCAAGCCCGACCAGAUCGCGGCAGGGCUCCGCAUUGCUAGCACAUACUACUUCCCCAAUGCCUCCAUGACCGUCUCACCACACUUUUUCUUCAUGCAGCGCUUCGUCCCGCUCUCCCCCACCCGGUCGGUGAUGAAGUACGAGGUGUACCGCAACAAGAACUCGAGCGACGAGGACUUUGAGCUGAUCAACACCAUGUACAAGCGCAUCAUGUCCGAGGACAAGUACCUCUGCGAUCUGACCCAGAAGAACCUGAAUGCCGGAGUGUUUGUGAACGGCGAGCUGCACCCGAAGAUGGAGAAGGGCCCCUUGUAUUUCCAGAAGGUGGUGCGCGACGUGGUGACGGAGCACUUCCAGCGCGAGGAGAAGGAGGGACAGGAGUACUGGCCCGCCCGUCAGCGGGUGCCCAAGGAGGCGGCGACGAGUGCGCAGGACAUGCAGUUCUGCGCCAACCUGGGGUGUGGGGCGGGUAAGGAAUGCUGCUCGAAUAUCGGAGCGCAGCCACCGGCGGCAGUCGCCUGGUGA
This is a messenger RNA of Aspergillus tubingensis, 1269 nucleotides long. RefSeq names its product aromatic ring-hydroxylating oxygenase subunit alpha. The record is from RefSeq and is a predicted model, not a curated record. Gene Ontology annotation, molecular function: 2 iron, 2 sulfur cluster binding; iron ion binding. Lineage: Eukaryota; Fungi; Ascomycota; Eurotiomycetes; Eurotiales; Aspergillaceae. The coding region runs from base 1 to 1269 and encodes 422 amino acids. The transcript is spliced from 2 exons.